This is a messenger RNA of Dermacentor albipictus, 4559 nucleotides long. It is a transcript of the gene drosha, whose product is annotated as ribonuclease 3 drosha. Gene Ontology annotation, biological process: rRNA processing; primary miRNA processing; pre-miRNA processing. Lineage: Eukaryota; Metazoa; Arthropoda; Arachnida; Ixodida; Ixodidae. Gene Ontology annotation, molecular function: ribonuclease III activity; RNA binding. The record is from RefSeq and is a predicted model, not a curated record. Gene Ontology annotation, cellular component: nucleus; microprocessor complex.
CGUUGUACUGCGACGCCCAUCUCGUUGUAAUUGCUGUGGUGAAAGUUUUUAAUAGAAGUGGCAUGUGGGGUCAUACGCGUUGCUUAUGACCGUUCCUCUUUAGCGUUCGUGGUCAAAUAUAGUGCACGACUGUUUUUUAUCGUGGUUUAUUAGCACGCACCGUAAGAGCAACUUGUGAAGUUUCGUUGUUUCAAAUUAAAAUGGUGAACCAGUGCGGUGUCAAUCAGUGGUAGAUGUGUAAUACCCGACAUUCAUAUGUCGACUUCCACGAGCUUUCUCACCGAUCAAGAGACAACUUAGCUGCGUAGGUCCAAGAUGCACGCGUCAGGUAUCAACCUGUCUAGUCAAGGUACUUCAAGUGCCCUGGUCCAUGCAGCCCUGGCAUCUUGCAGUCCACAACAGCAGCAGCAACAGCAGCAGCAGCAGCAGCAGUUAGGUGCUCAGGCUGCAGCACUUUAUCAUGCAGCCAACCCUGCGAUGGCCAGCAUACCUCACUGGGCAGCCCCAAUGGCAGCACCGCCAUUUCCAGUUGCCCGUCCAAGCAUUCCCCCUCCCAUUCCCUACAGAGCUGUGCCUAGUGCAAGCUAUGAUUCAGGCAUGCUCCGUUCACAAGGGCAACUGCCAUUGCAGGCACAGCCACAGUGGAACACAUCCUGUGUCCCUGUUCUUCCAAUCUCUUCUUUGUCUAGUCAGUAUCGCAGCUAUCAGGCUGCUGCUCUACAACAGCUAACAUCUCAAGCUUACUCAAGCACGUCUAGUCAGGCUUGUGCAAGCUGGAAGCAAGAAAAUACCAGUGACAUGAAAAGUAGCAAUACGGAGAGACGCAGGAGCUCCUAUCGGAGCAGGGACAGGUCACGGGAAAGGCGAAGAAGUCGUAGCCGGGAGAGACAUCGCCGGAGUUCACCUGGUGGCAGGCGAGAUGUCCGAUGGCACUCACGAGAUGGUUCUUCAAGGCAGCGUAGUUCACACCGAAGCCUGUCACAUUCCCAUUCACCGUCUUCCAAAGACCACCAUCGUGACUCAUCUCGCCCAAGGUCAUCUAAUUACAGUGGGGCUUCAUCACUUUCCCACUCUUCACGAAGGCUAGAUCGACAUACAGACCGAAAACGUGACUACCAUGAAGAGAGACGGAAGAAAGAUGGAAUUGAAGAGAAGGAGAAGAGGCGAAGCAAAGGCAGGAGUGCUUCAACAAAAACUAGCAGACAAUCUCCAGAAGAAGGUGAUCAGUCAGAAGAUGAAAUGUCUGCUAGUCAGGAACCUGAGCCAGAUGACCCAGAGGAGGAAGAUUAUCUUUUGGAGUCUGCUCGCUGGAUUCGUAGCAGUCCUGCAGAACUCUACUACCAAAGAGAUGAAAAGGUUUCAGGACUUGUGACAGGAACAGCCAAGCUACAGAUCCUGCAGGAUAAGUUCAGGCAUGAGUUGGUGGAACGAGCAGCAUGGGUGAAAAGCAAGCAAGAGCCAUACAAUCCUCCUCCUCGAAAGAACAAGCUCUGCAACCCCAAGUCACAUCCCAUUGCUAACCCUGGUACAAGUGAUUCUUCAAGCAACGAAUCCGAAUCGGAUGAUGACAACGCCAUGGAGGAGCUAGAAGUAAAAAGAAAGCAUCCAUACCGAUUGCAUCAGGAACUGUGGUACAAUGACCCUGGAGAGAUGAAUGACGGUCCUUUGUGCCGAUGCAGUGCUAAGGCGCAGCGAUCAGGUAUUCGGCAUGGAAUUUAUCCUGGUGAGGAGCCACUCACUCCCUGUGACCCCAACACUAACAACAUUGGACGCCUGCACCAUUAUCGUAUUGUGGUCACUCCUCGUACAAAUUUCACUAUGAAGUGUCCGACCACCAUUAAGCACGAUGGACAUGAAUUUGCAUUUGAGGGCUUCUCUCUGCUUUCGCACUGGCCACUUCCGAAGCUGCCUACGUGCCGAGUGAUCAGAUUUAACAUUGAGUAUGCAGUACUCUACCUAGAAGAGCAGAUGCCUGAGAACUUUACUGUUGAAGGCCUUGAGCUCUUUACACGUUACCUGUUCUUCGAAGUACUUGAGAUGCUUGACCUCGAUUGGCAUGCACAUGGAGAUAAGGAUGGGUGCCCUCGAUUCCACUUCAUGCCUCGCUUUGCACGAAAAUUAGAAGACAAUGGAAAGGAGUUGCUGUCACUGAAUGUUGUGCUGAACUACCUUCUAACCAAGAAUGUGCCCCUGGUGUCAGCUGAGGAGCUUCCCCACCUCUAUGAGACGUCCCAAAGCAAGUGGCAGGCAUAUGCUGACCAGGUUAAGGGCAUGAUUGUUGUAAAUCCCGGAAUGAAGCCAUGUGCUCUUCGCGUGGAUCAGCUGGAUCGAGAGUUGUGCAAUGAAGAAGGCACUGUGUUUCCAGAGAUCGUGCACUUCGGCAUCCGACCACCACAGCUCAGUUAUGCUGGAAAUCCCAUGUACCAGAAGGCGUGGCGAGACUACGUAAAGUUUCGCCAUCUGCUUGCCAACAAGCCCAAAGUGCUUUACACUGACCGGCACAAGCUACUCCAGAAGGAAGUCAAGCUUCAAGAGAUGAGGCUCAAAAGCAACUUGAAGAGGGACGUUACAGUGGUAGUAAGCAGCAAGGGCUUCUAUCGGACAGGCAUCAUGUGUGAUGUAGUACAGCAUGCCCUGCUGCUUCCCGUGCUUGUGUGCCACCUUCGUUUCCACAAGUCUCUGGACUUUCUGGAAAGCAUCAUCGGGACUGAAUUUAAGGACCGUUAUCUUCUCCAGCUGGCGUUAACACACCCAUCUUACCGGGAGAACUUUGGCACUAACCCAGACCAUGCACGCAACUCACUGACCAACUGUGGCAUCAGGCAGCCUGAAUACGGGGAUCGGCGCAUACACUACCUCAACACACGAAAAAGAGGCAUCAAUACCUUGAUCAACAUCAUGUCACGCUUUGGCCGACAAGAGGAGACUGCAUCCAGCAUCAGCCAUAAUGAGCGGUUGGAGUUUCUUGGUGAUGCAGUGGUGGAGUUUCUCUCAAGCAUCCACCUUUUCUUUAUGUUCGCUGACCUCGAAGAAGGUGGAUUGGCCACCUAUCGAGCUGCCAUUGUCCAGAACCAGCACUUGGCCGUUCUUGCUAAGAAACUGGAGUUGGAGAAGUACAUGCUUUAUGCUCAUGGUUCAGACCUCUGCCACGAUUUGGAGCUGCGUCAUGCCAUGGCCAACUGCUUUGAGGCACUUAUGGGUGCCCUUUUUCUAGACAGUGGCAUCAAAGUGGCUGACAGGGUCUUUUCUACAACUCUUUUCUCGGAGCCUGAUCUUCUGGACGUCUGGGUCAACUACCCACCACACCCCUUGCAGGAACAAGUGCCUGAGGGUGAUAGAAAGUGGAUUGACUCCGUUCCGCUGCUGAAGAAACUGAAUGAGUUUGAACAGCUGACUGGCAUUGAGUUUACCCACAUACGACUGCUGGCCAAAGCCUUCACUCACCGCAGCAUUGGAUUCAACAACCUAACCUUGGGCUCAAACCAGAGGCUAGAAUUCCUGGGCGACACCGUUUUGCAGCUGGUUGCUUCUGAGUAUCUCUACAAGUACUUUCCAGAGCACCAUGAAGGCCAUUUAUCUCUUCUCCGAAGCUCUCUGGUGAACAACCGGACACAAGCAGUAGUGUGUGAUGAUUUGGGGAUGGUGGAAUACACUAUAUAUCCGUACCCAAAGGCUGAGCUCAAGACUAAAGAUCGUGCCGACAUUCUUGAAGCUUUCCUGGGAGCACUGUUUGUUGACCAGGGUUUGGAGUACUGCAAUGCAUUCUGUCAGGUGUGCUUCUUUCCACGACUGCAGGACUUCAUUCUCAACCAGGACUGGAAUGAUCCAAAGAGUAAGCUGCAACAGUGCUGCCUCACACUGCGAUCCAUGGAUGGUGGAGAGCCAGACAUACCCAUGUACAAAGUGAUUGAGUGUAAAGGACCAACCAAUACCAGGGUGUACACAGUGGCAGUGUACUUCAGGAGAAAAAGGCUUGCCACAGGAUCUGGUCACAGCAUCCAACAAGCAGAGAUGGCUGCUGCCUCAAAAGCUCUGGAAGCAUCCAAAGAACUCUUCCCCCAACUGAGCCAUCAGCGAAGAGUCCUCGAAAGAAGUCUCAAGCAACGAGUUCCAGGCAAGGAGGAUGAACACAAUACUCCAGCAACCAAGAAAUUGCGAGACGACUCUUCUGCAGAUCCACGAAGCAGGCACAAUUCUUCAUCAUCACGAUCACAUAGAAGUCUUGACAGAAGGAGGACAAGUGGCGAAAGGAAGAGGAGGUCAAGAUCAAAGAGCAGGGACACCCCUAAGGCAGAUGACAGAAAACCAAAGGAAGUGCUGUGAUUCAUCAGUUUCAGUGCAUGCUUAUCUUCAUCUGUCAGUAUAUAAACAGUGAAAUGCAGCUUUCUUACAGCAUUUCACUGCAGCAGUUUUGUUAUUUAGAGCAAAAGUGGGACCAUGUAGCCAAACAGUAUCAUUUGUGUGUUUUUCGUGUGAAGUGCUCAGAGUAUCUGAUGUGAUUUGCAUGGAAGCAAGAAGGCUUGGAGCAUCAAUCGAACAUGUGUUUGUAAUAGUGUUUA